UGUUUUUUUCUUCUACACACGUGAAAUCCUUCCAUUGUUCUAGCGAGUUCUAAUUUUAAUUUGGUUGCCUGAAGAGAAGGGGUUUUGGUUUUGGUGUUUGAUUUAAUGGCGAUAGAUGAUAACGAGAGUUGCGGAAGCCGAGCUAUGGAGCCGUCGGCUUCCCCGAAGCAUAGCCGGUUACAGAGACAGAAAGUUCAAGUGUUUAAUGAAGUGUUGAGUAGAUUACAGGAUUUGAAUCUCGAAGAAGCUGACCUACCUGGCUUUGAAGACCAGCUUUGGCUUCACUUUAAUCGCCUCCCCGCUCGAUAUGCAUUGGAUGUGAAUGUGGAAAGAGCGGAACAUGUGCUCGUGCAUAGGAGAUUACUGCAACUAGCGGAGGAUCCUGAGAAUAGACCUGCAUUUGAUGUUCGCCUUGUGCAGGUGCAUCCCACGUACAAUGGAAUCUCAACCAACUCGGAUGAUGUAAAUUCUUCAGUUAAAGAAGAAUACCCAAGCGUCCAUCCUCCUCCAACAUUUGGUUCAUCAACAAAUCUACAGCCCUUUGAAAUUCAUGAUAAUAAUGCUCAUGUACAUGAUGGAGAAAGUGAUGUCAAUUCAACUUCACGGACAACCAGGCCCAUGCAUGAGAUUACUUUUUCAACAAUUGACAAGCCAAAGUUGCUCACUCAGUUGACUUCUAUAGUUUCUGAGAUUGGUCUGAACAUUGAGGAAGCUCAUGUUUUCUCGACGGUUGAUGGUUUCUCCUUGGAUGUCUUUGUGGUUGACGGAUGGCAGUAUGAGGAAACAGGGUUGCUGAAGGGUGAGCUGCAAAAGGGAAUAAUGAGGAGCAAGGAGCAACCACAACAUUCGUUGGCUGCUAUGAACGAGCAAGGUCAAACAGUAUCUGGAUCAGUUUCUAACUGUGUUAAAAUACCUACUGAUGGAACUGAUGACUGGGAAAUUGAUGUCCGUUUGUUAAAGUUUGAAAACAAAGUUGCUUCUGGAUCAUCUGGAGAUCUGUAUAAAGGCACAUAUUGUAGCCAGGAAGUAGCUAUAAAAGUUCUGAAGCCAGAGCAGUUGAAUAUGGAUAUAUUAAAAGAGUUCUCACAAGAGGUCUUCAUUAUGAGGAAAAUUCGGCACAAAAAUGUUGUUCAAUUUAUAGGGGCAUGCACUCGAGCUCCAAACCUAUGCAUCGUGACUGAGUACAUGUCAAGAGGAAGUAUUUACGACUUCUUGCACAAGCAAAAAGGUGCCUUUAAGCUUCCUACUCUCCUCAAGGUUGCAGCUGAUGUUUCUAAGGGAAUGAAUUAUCUGCACCAGAAUAACAUAAUUCAUCGGGAUCUGAAGACUGCCAAUCUUCUAAUGGAUGAACAUGGAGUUGUUAAGGUAGGUGAUUUUGGGGUCGCUAGAGUGCAAGCUCAAACUGGGGUGAUGACUGCAGAAACUGGAACAUAUAGAUGGAUGGCUCCUGAGGUAAUCGAACACAGACCAUACGAUCACAAGGCCGAUGUUUUCAGCUUUGGUAUACUGCUGUGGGAACUUCUGAGCGGAGAAAUACCAUAUGCACACUUAACACCUUUACAAGCAGCAAUCGGCGUUGUGCAACAGGGUCUACGGCCAAGAAUUCCCGAACAUGCUCAUCCAAAGCUUGUGGAACUUCUUGAGAAAUGCUGGCAGCAAGAUCCCACUCGAAGACCUGAUUUUUCAGAGAUUUUGGACAUUCUGAAGUGCCUAACCAAAGAGAAACAGGCUGGGUAUGAUGGGGAGGACAAAUCAAUUGAUGGCUUUUUCCCGGCUCGUAAAAAGGGCCAUCACUGACAUUUUGGUCAAAGAUAUGCUGGUGCACGGGCUUCAGGAUCUGUCACAAUGUGUAGAGUUUGAGAUGUCCAAGGUUGACCUAAAUUACCUUUUGAAAAUCAUGGGCUUUAUCCAAUUUCUGCUUAGCAUGUUUUCUCUCUUACUCUCUUUCCUUUUUUCUUUUUUGUACUGUUCAUAUUCUAGGUGCACAGAGGUAAGGAAAAUUUUGGGAACUUUGUAAGGAUACUUUUGAAAUUGCCGUAGUUCUAUAUUUUUCUCUAUUUUGCUUAUUCAGAGUUAGAAAUUGGUCUCAAGCGUGGCUCAUGGAAAUAUUGCCUUGGGAGUAUAUAGUUAAGUUACCCAGCCUUUAACGGAAA
Lycium ferocissimum is the source of this 2153-nucleotide messenger RNA. RefSeq names its product serine/threonine-protein kinase STY17-like. The record is from RefSeq and is a predicted model, not a curated record. The coding region runs from base 106 to 1797 and encodes 563 amino acids. Gene Ontology annotation, molecular function: ATP binding; protein kinase activity. The transcript has 16 exons. Gene Ontology annotation, biological process: protein phosphorylation. Lineage: Eukaryota; Viridiplantae; Streptophyta; Magnoliopsida; Solanales; Solanaceae.